AUGGCAACUUCACUUCUCGGGGAAGAACCGAGGUUGGGCUCCACUCCUCUGGCCAUGCUCGCCGCGACCUGCAACAAGAUCGGCAGCCCCAGCCCGUCCCCCUCCUCCCUGUCGGACAGCUCCUCGUCCUUCGGCAAAGGCUUCCACCCCUGGAAACGCUCCUCCUCUUCGUCCUCGGGCAGCUGCAACGUGGUGGGCUCCAGCCUAGCCGGCUUCGGCGUGUCCGGCGCCUCCAGGGCCGGCGGCUCGUCCUCGGCAGCCGCGGCGGCCGCGGCAGCGGCGGCUGCAGCCGCGGCCCUGGUGUCCGACUCGUUCGGCUGCGGCGGCUCUCCGGGCUCCAGCGCCUUCUCGCUCACUUCCAGCAGCGCCGCGGCCGCCGCUGCCGCCGCCGCUGCCGCCGCCUCCAGCUCGCCGUUCGCCAACGACUACUCGGUGUUCCAGGCCCCCGGCGUGCCAGGGGGAAGCGGCGGCGGCGCCGGGGGAGGCGGCGGUGGAGGAGGGGGCGGCGGCGGCGGCGGCGGGGGAAGCUCGGCGGCGCACUCCCAGGACGGUUCGCACCAGCCUGUGUUCAUCUCCAAGGUGCACGCGUCGGUGGACGGGCUGCAGGGCAUCUACCCGCGCGUGGGCAUGGCGCACCCGUAUGAGUCGUGGUUCAAGCCUUCGCACCCGGGCCUGGGCGCUGCUGGCGACGUGGGCUCGGCCGGCGCCUCCAGCUGGUGGGACGUGGGCGCCGGCUGGAUCGACGUGCAGAACCCCAACGGCGCGGCCGCUCUGCCCGGCACGUUGCACCCGGCCGCCGGGGGGCUCCAGACCUCGCUGCACUCGCCGCUCGGAGGCUACAACUCGGAUUACUCGGGCUUGGGCCACUCGGCCUUCAGCAGCGGCGGCGCCGCCUCGCACCUGCUCAGCCCCGCCGGCCAGCAUCUCAUGGACGGCUUCAAACCCGUGCUGCCCGGCUCUUACCCGGACUCGGCCCCGUCGCCGCUGGCCGGCGCGGGCAGCUCCAUGCUGAGCGCUGGGCCGCCGGCGCCACUCGGAGGCUCCCCGCGCUCCUCAGCGCGCCGCUACUCGGGCCGUGCCACCUGCGACUGCCCUAACUGCCAGGAGGCCGAACGCCUGGGCCCCGCCGGCGCCAGCCUGAGGCGCAAGGGUCUGCACAGCUGCCACAUCCCGGGCUGCGGUAAGGUGUACGGCAAGACGUCGCACCUCAAGGCGCACCUACGCUGGCACACGGGUGAGCGGCCCUUCGUGUGCAACUGGCUCUUCUGCGGCAAGCGCUUCACGCGCUCCGACGAGCUGCAGCGGCACCUGCGGACCCACACCGGCGAGAAGCGCUUCGCCUGUCCCGUGUGCAACAAGCGCUUCAUGCGCAGCGAUCACCUCAGCAAGCACGUGAAGACGCACAGCGGCGGCGGUGGCGGCGGAGGCUCCGGGAGCUCGGGCGGCGGCGGCAAGAAGGGCAGCGACACCGACAGCGAGCACAGCACCGCGGGCAGCCCGCCCUGCCACUCUCCGGAGCUACUGCAGCCGCCGGAGCCAGGGCACCGCAACGGUGGUCUCGAGUGA
Molecule: messenger RNA, 1566 nt
Organism: Ochotona curzoniae (black-lipped pika)
Lineage: Eukaryota; Metazoa; Chordata; Mammalia; Lagomorpha; Ochotonidae
Gene: SP8
Product: Sp8 transcription factor
Exons: 2
Coding region: 1-1566 (521 amino acids)
Biological process (GO): regulation of transcription by RNA polymerase II
Molecular function (GO): DNA-binding transcription factor activity, RNA polymerase II-specific; RNA polymerase II cis-regulatory region sequence-specific DNA binding
Source: RefSeq, a predicted model, not a curated record